Molecule: messenger RNA, 4133 nt
Organism: Drosophila yakuba
Lineage: Eukaryota; Metazoa; Arthropoda; Insecta; Diptera; Drosophilidae
Gene: LpR1
Product: very low-density lipoprotein receptor
Exons: 13
Coding region: 255-3488 (1077 amino acids)
Molecular function (GO): calcium ion binding; protein binding
Source: RefSeq, a predicted model, not a curated record
GUUGUGCGAAACGGGCAUCAACAGUUUUUUAGCGGUUUAUUUUCAACUUAAAAAACAAAACAAAAAAAUAAACUAGAAAAACAAAGCUAAAUAAAAACAAACCUCAUGUAAUUGAAACAUUCUACCAAUUUAAACUGUAAAUACAAAAAUACCAACAUUGUAAGAUCAAAGUGAAUAAAGUGUGACAAAAAGCGUAAAACAAACAGCAAACAACUAAGGCAAAAGAAGAGUAAAGACAAGUAAAAUUCCAUACCAUGGCCAUAGAGUCACGCUCUACGAGCACUGCAAGUGAAACAACCACAAAAACCGCCAUCAAAUCCACCAUAAGCUCAAAAUCUCCAGUAACAUUCGCUAAUCUUGGCGAGAAAAGACGCGCCGAACAGCUGUUCCGCUGCGCCUGCGCCAACUUCAAUCUCCUGCUGCUGACUUUGAUACUCGGUUUCGGCAAAUGCUGCACUGCCACGCCCACGCCGCUGAGUACGCCCUCAACGGACACGCCCACCGCGGCAGUUAGCCCACAUAGUGCACAGGCGCUGGACGAGGGCGGUUCGCUGAGCAAGCUGAUCGAUGGCAAGGCCUUCAUCAACAUGGGAUUCAAGUUCCUCAACGUUUCCGGAAAGAUUGGCACACCCCUCGGCAUAGGCCAAUCCCUGGAGGCCAAGUGCGAUGAGAAGCAGUUCCAGUGCCACAGCGGCGACUGCAUUCCCAUUCGAUUCGUUUGCGACGGCGAUGCGGACUGCAAGGAUCACAGCGAUGAGCAGAUUAAGGAGUGCAAGUUUAUAGAGGCCACUUGCUCGUCGGACCAAUUUCGCUGCGGGAAUGGCAACUGCAUACCGAACAAAUGGCGCUGCGAUCAGGAGAGCGAUUGUGCCGAUGGCUCCGAUGAAGCCAACGAAUUGUGCAUGAACGCCUGUCCCAACAACGAGUUCAAAUGCCAAACGGUCGACCAGUGCAUUCCGCGCAGCUGGCUCUGCGAUGGCAGCAACGAUUGCCGCGACAAGUCCGAUGAGGCGCACUGCAGAGCUCGAACCUGUUCGCCGGAUGAGUACGCCUGCAAGAGUGGCGAGGGGCAAUGUGUUCCUUUGGCCUGGAUGUGCGACCAGAGCAAGGACUGCAGCGAUGGCUCCGAUGAGCACAACUGCAACCAGACCUGUCGUGCCGACGAGUUCACCUGCGGCAAUGGCCGUUGCAUCCAGAAGCGUUGGAAGUGCGACCACGACGACGACUGCGGCGACGGUACCGACGAGAAGGAGUGCCCAGUGGUGCCCUGCGACUCCGUGGCGGAGCACACCUGCACCAAUGGAGCCUGCAUUGCCAAGCGUUGGGUCUGCGAUGGUGAUCCGGACUGCUCCGAUGGCUCCGAUGAGCGGUCCUGUGCGAAUGUGACCAAGACGACCACGCCCUGUUUGUCGCACGAGUAUCAGUGCAAGGAUCGCAUCACCUGCCUGCAUCACAGCUGGCUCUGCGAUGGUGACCGCGACUGUCCCGACGGCGACGAUGAGCACACGGCCAACUGCAAGAACGUCACCUGCCGGGCGGACCAGUUCCAGUGCGGCGAUCGCAGCUGCAUUCCAGGACAUCUCACCUGCAACGGCGACAAGGACUGCGCCGAUGGCAGCGACGAGCGGGAUUGCGGUUUGAGCCUCAGUCUGGGCGUCAACCAAGGUGGAUGCAACGCAACCAGCGAAUUCGACUGCGGUGGUGGUCAGUGCAUCGCCAUCUCGAAGGUGUGCGACAAGAGGAAGGACUGUCCGGAUGGCGAGGAUGAGCCGGCUGGCAAGUGCGGUAUAAACGAGUGCGCCUCGAAGAACGGCGGCUGCAUGCACCAGUGCAUCGAUUUGAAGGUGGGCCACCACUGCGAGUGCCACGAGGGCUACCAGUUGUCGCCGGACAAGCGGAACUGCCUGGACAUCAAUGAGUGCGAUGUCCCCGGCAAGUGCUCUCAGAUAUGCGUGAACGAAAUUGGCGGUUUCAAGUGUGAGUGCGAGGCGGGCUACAUGAGGGACCCCAAAAAUCACACCAGAUGCAAGGCCAGCGAAGGACACGCCUCCCUGCUCCUGGCCAGACGCCAUGACAUCCGCAAGAUAGCACUCGACCACAUGGAAAUGACCUCCAUCGUGAAUAGUACAAAGGCAGCCACUGCUCUGGACUUUGUGUUCCGCACAGGUAUGAUCUUCUGGAGCGAUGUGACCACCCAGAGUAUAUACAAAGCACCGAUUGAUGAGGGCAACGAAAAGACGGUGGUGCUGACCAAAUCCUCGGUGACCUCGGAUGGCCUGGCUGUGGACUGGAUCUACAACCAUGUCUACUUCACGGACACCCACAAGUGCACCAUCGAACUGACCAACUUCGAGGGCAGCAUGGGCAAGGUCCUGGUGAAGGACUCCCUGGACAUUCCGCGUUCCAUCGCCUUGGAUCCCAUCGAGGGCUGGAUGUACUGGUCCGACUGGGGCGCCUCUCCGCGCAUCGAAAGGGCGGGCAUGGAUGGCUCCCACCGCACCACCAUCAUCAGCUACGACGUCAAGUGGCCCAAUGGCAUCACUUUGGAUCUGGUGAAGAAGCGCAUCUACUGGGUAGAUGGCAAGCUAAACGUCAUCUCGUCGGCGAACUAUGAUGGCUCGCAACGGAGCCAGGUGCUCUACUCCGGCGAAUACCUGCGACAUCCCUUCUCGAUCACCACGUUCGAGGACAGCGUCUACUGGACCGACUGGGACAAGCAAGCCGUCUUCAAGGCGAACAAGUUCACUGGGGAGGAUGUGGAGCCCGUCACAGCAAUGCAUAUGCUCCAGCAUCCGAUGGUGGUGCAUGUGUACCAUCCUUAUCGCCAGCCGGAUGGCGUGAAUCACUGCCAGUCGGUGAAUGGCCACUGUUCUCAUCUCUGCCUGCCAGCUCCCAGGAUCAAUGAGAGGAGUCCUCGCAUAUCCUGCGCCUGUCCCACAGGCCUGAAGCUGAUGGCCGAUGGCCUUAUGUGCGUCGAGGAUCCACUUUAUUUGCCGCCAGUCACGAGACCCCCGCGUGCCCGCAAAACGAAACCGAGGCCAAAAUCCCCGAGGAGGCGACUGCCCACGGGUGUCCAAGUGGGUCAUGUUGACACUCGGAUCGAAAUUAACGAUGAUCUCCAGCUGAGCACCAGGCUGCCCCGGUUGCCCACGACUUUCGUUGCUGACCAGCGUCCAGUGAAAAACCAUACUCAAAUCGAAAAGACCACAACGCCCAGUGAGCAGCCGGAUUCCGGCUUUAUUGCACUGGUGGUCAUAGCCAGUCUCAGUGGAUUCGCAGUCCUGCUAUCGGUGCUCCUGCUCAUUGGCUACCGCUACUGCAGCAAGCGACGCAUCAACUCGAUGAACUUCGAGAAUCCCAUCUACCGCAAGACCACAACCACAGAGGAUCACUUCAGUUUGCGCAAAAACCUGCCGGCGCGGAUCUACGACCACACCAGUGUCAUGGAUGAGGAGUACUCACCCGUCAUAGGCAUAUCCUCGUAUUAGAUUGAUUCCUCCGGAAUCGUGUGAAAUGUGGAUUGGAUGAUUGUUGCGCUUGGUCGCUGGGAAAAUUGGAUGACCAAUGCCAAACUCGAGACCCGCGGCAGAAACACACACGCCUGAAGACUGAGCAACUCUGUGUAUUGUGUAAAUUAAUUAUUUUAAAAUUUUAAGGCACGGCAAGGACGGCGGGUCACCUUGGAGCGCAUCCUUAAAGGAUGCUGUACAAAAUACUAUGUCGCAGAGUUCUAUCACAAAAAAACUAAAAAAACACAAAAAAAAGAAACAGAAAUAGUUACGAGAAACGUAAAAGAAAACGAGAAAUCUAAUUGCUAAUUAUAAAUUACAUAGUUCCAAACUGUAUAUAGCUGUAAGUGUGCAUUAUUUUUAAAUGAAAGCAAAUUAAUAUUACUAUACGUAAACAUGACAAAAAGAUCAUUGAUUGCUGAUGGUCUACUAUUAGAGCGAGUUGAGAAAUUAUAUUUCUGUUGUCGUGGAGCAGAGUCGUUUUAUUAUUAUAAAAUUAUUAUUACAUACGUAUUAGCCUUUUGUUAAAUGUAUUUGUUAAGUGUACAUACAUAUGUAUAUGUUUCCCCACUAAAAAGAAAAUACGAUGAAUAAUAAACUCAGAAUAUACUUAUGUGUAGCGUA